This is a messenger RNA of Closterium sp. NIES-67, 1649 nucleotides long. NCBI's taxonomy places the organism in Eukaryota, Viridiplantae, Streptophyta, Zygnematophyceae, Desmidiales, Closteriaceae. The record is from the annotation of a GenBank genome assembly.
GGUUGUACCUCAAACCAUUAGAAACCCCAAACCUUUUUCCGCAACCCAAUCACCACCACCAUAGACUAACUCCCAUUUUGGUGAGGCUUUACUAAGUGCUCCGGACCGAAUUUGCCAGUUCUCGUGUGGAGUGUCGGCUUCUGUCGAGCCCACCCACUUCCCAUCUCCACACAGCCGUGUUUCUGAUUUUGAGUCAGACUCAAAAGCUUUCGCCCCUUCCGACCAUCGUCAGAGCACCCCGUAGACUGCCGCGUCUAGAUAUAGUUUCGUUGAGGCGGCGAAUCGGCUUGUAACGAGAAUUACCGCACAAUGUCGGUCUUGAUGCGCUUCUGGGGCGUGGAGGUGAGGGCGGGCGACAAGGUGGAGGUGGAUCCUCGUGAGAUCGCGGACUACGUGCACAUCACGCAGGUGGCUCUGGGCCCCUCCCCAAAGGCAGGGGAAAGAGUGGCCGUCACUAUCACCACCGCCCCACCCACUGAUGACAGCGACGAUGAGAUGCGGGAAGAUGAGGAGAAGAAGAACGUGAAUGGGGGGGGUGCGGAGGGGUUCAGUGCGGUGGUGGCGGUUUUGCAGGCGGGGGAGAGGGAGCAGGCGGGCGUGCAGAUGGUGUUGGAGAGGCCCUUCUCGCUGUCGCACGGCGGCACGGGCAGUGUGUUCCUGAGCGGGUACAAGACCAUGCAGGAGUACCCCGACGGGGGAGAGGCUGAGGAGGACCCCUUUGCUGAUGAGGAGUUGGAGGAAGAGGAGGAAGAAGAGGAGGAGGAGGAUGAGGAGGCAAUCGAGAGGGAGGCAGCGGCGGAGAUAGCAGCGCUGCAGGCGGAGCUUGCUACUAGGAAAGCGAGCAAGGCUCAGAAGGCAGCGGCAAAGCUGGCAGCCCUCACUCCAGGAGCAGCAGAGAAAGAAGCCGGAGAGGGGAGCAAGGGAGGAGCGGGGGCAACGGGGACAAAGGCAGGGGUUGCAAACGGUGGUGAUGGGAAGAGGAAAGCGGGGGAGGUUGAGGCGAGUCCAAAGGGGAAUGGGGUGGAUGGGGAGGGGGAGGGGACUCCGGGAGGGGAGGCGGGCGAGGGGAAGAAGAAGAGAAGAAGGCAGAAGCAGGGGAAGGAUGGAACUCCGGCCAAGGAAGAGGCAACGCCCACCACACCAGCAACCACCCCAGUGCCCCGCGCCCCGGCACCCACCCCAGCCAAGCCAGGGCCCAACCCCCCCACACCCAGCUCCACCCUUGCCAAGGCUGCUUCUGCUCUCGCUAAAGCGGCUCCUGCCGCCUCCCCUGCUACAGCGGCAACACCUGCCAAAGUAGCUGCACCUGCGAAGGCUUCAACGCCAGCCAAAGCAGCCCAAGCAGCCACCAAAGCUGCCAAAGCAGCCACUCCAGAUGCCAAUGUGGUCUGCGGAACCUGCAACAAGAAGUUCAAGUCUGGCGAGGGCCUCAAGCAGCACAUGCUGACGAAGCAUGCCGCAUCAUAGCAGCUUGGUAGCUCAAAGUUUUCUUUUUUAAUAUAUGGACGGCCCCUUAGGCCCCUUAUGGAUGCUACUAGUCAUGGAUCCAAACUAGUACUUUCCAUGGUGGUGUGUAGUUGGAAUGGCAAAAUCGCUUCAUUAUUGUAUGCUUUCAAAGUGGUGUUUUGUCUGAAACUUGGGAAAAGGAC